Messenger RNA from Pieris macdunnoughi, 825 nucleotides. NCBI's taxonomy places the organism in Eukaryota, Metazoa, Arthropoda, Insecta, Lepidoptera, Pieridae. The record is from the annotation of a GenBank genome assembly.
AUGGAACGAUAUACAGUGAGCCGCAACCGGCGAGCGGUGACCGACGUCGAUGAACGAAGACCAGAGAGUGCGUCACGGCUCGACCACGGUCGAGAUUCCCUCGCACCCGUCGGCACUUUACGCCCGCAAUUUUCUCACGAAACGACGCAACGUCACGUCGGACACGUAAAGAUCUACCGGUUGCGUUUUAGAAAAGUUACAAGAGCAGAUUCACUAACUCCGGAGUCGUGGAAUCCGGGCGGGGGUUUCUGGCGAUCCUCCGUCCGGGCUCGGGACGGUGGCGCACUUACCGGCCUGCAGGCGCAGCUCCUGCAGCUCGAUGAAGCGCGCCGCCUCCAGCAGGGUCUCGAGGCGGCUCAUGUCGGACGGCGGGCCGCGCAGUUCGAGCGCGCCCGGUGUCACGCCGCGACUGGCCACGCGCGCCGCGCGCCGCUCACGUGGCCGUCGAGCCGCCGCCCAAUGGCGUCUCGCCGCCGCCGUCACGUGGCCGUAGUCGCGGACCAAUCGCGGGGCUCCCGGCGCCCCGCGGAGGUUGAGCGAUCGAUGCCGCUGCAGCGAUCGAAUGCACUCGCCGCUGGCGGUCGACGCGGAGCGAUCGUCUACUUAGCGACGCUCUACGCGCGCGCCUUUCACUUGGCCGUAAAUGUCUUUGUUUUCGCGAUCGGAAGGCCCGCAACUAACUGUUCGUCGCUUUUUAGGAUUGUAGAAUUAUUGAAUCGCGGCCAAGAUGCCGUAAAUAUUUCGAGCGGCACGUGCUGUGUUUACAUUAUAACGAUACCGAAAUUACUAGCGAACAGAUCAGCGCUAGGCAUGUUCAUAGAAUAG